AAUGGCAGAGUCCCAUAGAAAUGUUCGGUGCAUAUUCUACCUAUAACGUCGAUGGAUUUGCUCGAUCUGUUUCCUUCUCAGAAACGAUGGAGGCUCCUGUCAGUGUUUCGCUUGGGGUCAUCCGUUCCCUCCCCGCCAAGCUCGAGCUGCUGCUGUCGCCGGAGGACGACCACCGGCUGCACAAGCGGGAGAAGAAAAAGAUUCGCCUCCUCAAGGACCACCUCCAAGAACUGAUCGACAAGUACCUGAUGGAGCCGUCGGAGGUGGAGGCCCCGACGUCGUCGGCUGCCAGGUGCUGGGUGAAGGAGGUGCGCGAGCUCUCCUACGACAUCGACGACUUUCUCGACGAGCUCGUCUAUGGACUCAACGCCACCGCCGCCUCACACAAGAACCUCCGUGGCAAGAUCGCUAAGGUCCGCGAGGACCGGAGCCGGAGCCGCUGGGUCGCCGACGAAACCACACGAUUCAAGUCUCGACUGGAGGAGGCGAUUCAGCGGCACAAGAGGUACGAUCUCGACAAGCUCCAGAGCGGCACAAGCAGGAUCAAUUCGGAUGAAGCCCCAAUUCCACCUCUGUACGGGAUGACCGCUUCACGCCUUGUCGGUAUCCGCAGCUCCAUGGAAAAGCUCGAAGAGUGGUUGAGCGAUGGAGAGCAGGGACUGAGAGUGGUGUCCAUUGUUGGAUCUGGGGGAAUUGGAAAGACAACUCUUGCCAAGGAGCUGUAUUCCAAGCUCAGAAGGCAGUUCGAGUGCCGGGCUUUUGUGCGGUCAUCCCAGAAGCCUGACAUCAGGAGGCUGCUCACCAGCAUACUCUUGCAAGUUCGUCGACACCAGCUGCCCAAUGAUCUAGAGAUGGGUAAUCUCACUGAAACGAUCAGGGCGUACCUGCAAAAUAAGAAGUGUGCCCUGAUUGUGCGGUUGUGCAACUCCAAAUCAUCAAUCAGCCAUUCUUCAAGAGUAUGCUGGUGAGCAUGCAGCCUCCUGAUGUCAGGUUUCAUGGCUGACCGCGCAAAAGCCCGGCACUCGAACUGCCCUCUGAGCUUGCAAUACAGCUCCUUUUGGCCAUUGUUGUCUUGCCAACUCCCCCUAACCCAACAAUAUAAUGGACGCCACUCUAAGCCGCUGCUCCCCAUCACCAUUCAGCCAUUCUUCAAGCUAGCUUUUCCAUGGAGCUGUCGAUACCAACAAGGCGUGCAACCGUCACCCCAUACAGAGGUGGAAUCGGGGGUUCAUUCGAAUCGAUUCUGAUCUGUCGAUUCUGGAGUUUGUCAAGAUUGUACCUCUUGUGCCGCUGAAUCGCCUCCUCCAGUCGAGACUUGAAUCGUGUGGUUUCGUCGGCGACCCAGCGGCUCCGGCUCCGGUCCUCGCGGACCUUAGCGAUCUUGCCACGGAGGUUCUUGUGUGAGGCGGCGGUGGCGUUGAGUCCAUAGACGAGCUCGUCGAGGAAGUCGUCGAUGUCGUAGGAGAGCUCGCGCACCUCCUUCACCCAGCACCUGGCCGCCGCCGACGACGUCGGGGCCUCCACCUCCGACGGCUCCAUCAGGUACUUGUAGAUCAGUUCUUGGAGGUGGUCCUUGAGGAGGCGAAUCUUGUUCUUCUCCGCUUGUGCAGCCGGUGGUCGUCCUCCGGCGACAGCAGCCGCUCGAGCUUGGCGGGGAGGGAACGGAUGACCCCAAGCGAAACAUUGACAGGAGCCUCCAUCGUUUCUGAUGAGAAGGAAACAGAUCGAGCAAAUCCAUUGACGUUCUAGGUAGAUGAUGAGGAAUUGAGGAGCAUCGCUCUUAAAUGAAUGGAUAAAAGAAUAUGCACCGAACAUU
This is a messenger RNA of Setaria italica (foxtail millet), 1816 nucleotides long. Its product is annotated as putative disease resistance protein At1g50180. The record is from RefSeq and is a predicted model, not a curated record. Gene Ontology annotation, molecular function: ADP binding. The transcript is spliced from 2 exons. Bases 21 to 968 code for a protein of 315 amino acids. NCBI's taxonomy places the organism in Eukaryota, Viridiplantae, Streptophyta, Magnoliopsida, Poales, Poaceae.